This is a messenger RNA of Owenia fusiformis, 2143 nucleotides long. NCBI's taxonomy places the organism in Eukaryota, Metazoa, Annelida, Polychaeta, Sabellida, Oweniidae. The record is from the annotation of a GenBank genome assembly.
CUACUUGUGUUCAUAUAUGAUUUCAUUGUUUUGUUGGAAUAAAUAUUGUGUCCUGCGAUAUUGACAAAUAUAAUUACAUAGAGAGCCUCUGUCCUAAUUAAGUUUCAGUUAAAUGUAUUUUAAACAGAUUUUAGAGCAUUCUCUGUUGACGUAAAUUUUGCCCAUCCAAAAAUGAGAUUCGACUUCCGGAAACAGAAUUUUUAUUUUUUCUUAAAUUUGUUUUGAUUUUUCUUUUCUACAGUAUGUCUCAAGUCACAUUCUACCCAAAUGUAGAUUCCUUAUAGAUAUAUAAAACUAUAGUCGUUACUCGGAACAAAUGGCUGGCAGAUUGGACGUUGUGAAAGCUGGGACUGUUCAGGUUAAUUUUGUGUGUCAAAAAUGUUGUCAGCCUCUAAAAUUGGACCAGUCAUUCAAAAGUUUAGAUGCAACACUCAUCACAGAACUGUCUGCUCCCCUAACCAGCAGUAAUACUUCUGAUGGCACAUUGCUGGACCUAAUAACAGCCUCUCCGGUCGGUGUAUCGGGUGGUAGUGAUGCUCAAGCAAGCAAGAAGUACAUCCCUCCAAUGAGGCUUGUGUCGCAGUCUGACAGUAACAAUGACUUCACACUCCUGGGUGACUCACAAGCAGGGAACAUGGAGAACCUAAGCCACCAGUUGAAAGUCACCAGUAACUUGUUUGACAUCAUGUCUGGCCACUCUGAAGUUGACCAUCCUCUUUGUGAGGAGUGUACAGACUCUCUCCUUGACCAGUUAGAUCAACAGCUGAAGGUCACAGAGGAUGAAUGUAAAGCUUACAGAGAUUUUCUUGAAGAGCUUGGCACUGGAGGUGAGAAAGUGGAUGAGGAGGCUCUAGACAAGGACCUUGACCAGCUAAGGGCUGAGGCUAAAGCUCUAGGACAACAACUUGAGAGUAUAGAAGUGGAGAAUUCACAUAUACAAGAGGAACUAAAAAAAGAAAAGAAAGAAGCCCAAAGAUUAGACAAAGAAGAAGAAAAAUAUUAUAAAGAAUACAACGAAUAUAAACGACAGUUACUGGAGUAUGAAGAUGCACAAAAAAGUGUUGAUAACCAACUGCGCUAUGCUGAGGCUCAACUUGACAAGUUAAAGAAGACAAAUGUGUUUAACGCUACAUUCCAUAUAUGGCAUAGUGGCCACUUUGGUACGAUAAACAACUUCAGACUAGGCAGGCUUCCUAGUGUACCAGUUGAGUGGAAUGAGAUUAAUGCUGCAUGGGGGCAGACAGUGCUACUGCUACAUUCACUAGCCAACAAGAUGAACCUGACAUUUCAAAGAUAUCGCCUGGUGCCAUAUGGAAACCAUUCGUUCCUGGAAUCCCUGAGUGACAAGUCUAAGGAGCUCCCUCUAUAUGGCUCUGGAGGAUUUCGCUUUUUCUGGGAUUCAAAAUUUGACCAGGCUAUGGCUGCAUUCUUAGACUGCCUCCAGCAAUUCAAGGAGGAGGUGGAAAAAGGAGACACUGGAUUCUGUUUGCCUUACAAGAUGCAUAAUGGAAAAGUUGAGGAUUCUAGUACAGGUGUCUCAUAUUCAAUUAAGAUCCAGUUCAACUCUGAGGAACAAUGGACCAAGGCAUUAAAGUUCAUGCUAACUAACCUGAAGUGGGGCCUGGCAUGGGUGUCUUCUCAAUUCACAAAUAAAUAAACACCAGUCCCAGACAAGAGUAAAGAUUCCAUUAUGGUUGAAUUUAGCUAAAGGCAAUUAUAUUUGCUUGCCCAUGGUAUUUUUCAUCAAGUCUCUGGACCAACCCAUUUCUUGUACCUUGUGAAGAUAAGGUGUGUAGGAGUACAGAGGUGUCACAAGGCCUUCAAGCUAGACUAGUCCAUAAGUCAACCCAACAUAACACUUCAGAUAUCCAUGAUGUUGUCUACUCCAUUAAACAGUGCAGCAGUUAUUUAAUUUCUACAUAAUCCAUUUUAUUUCUCCUACACCACUGUCAAAAAAUAUAGUUCCCAAAAAACGAUUUUCUCCAUUUUAAUCCAAGAUGAAUAUCAUGGGAGCGUUUUCCAAAUUUUGAAAAUAGGACAAUAUGAUUUCGCAUUUGGAUCAACAGCUCACAACAUGUAACUUCAUACUUUUAUUAUACACAAACUGUCAAUGGUCUGUAACUCGUUUAAUCUUUAAUGGAAG